AUGGGUCUCUUCAGACUCUCUCAAUUUUCUCUCAAAAUUUACUUCCUUCACAUUACUCUGUUCUCCACCCUCUGUUUUUCGGGUGAUCCUACUGUUUAUGAAGAACUACUCAUCACAUGGCCUGGGAUUCAGAUGCGGCGUGAUUCGUGGCAAGAUGGAGUUCUUGGAAAGAAUUGUUCGAUUCCUCCAAAGUGGAAUUGGACAUAUGGGUUUCAAGUCAAGGAUCAAAUAGGGAGUUUCUUUUACUUCCCUUAUACUAAUUUCCAACGAACUUCUUGUGGUUUUGGUCCUUUUGUUAUUAACAAUAGGGUCAUUGUACCGAUUCCUUUUGUGUAG
Messenger RNA from Lathyrus sativus (Indian pea), 336 nucleotides. The record is from the annotation of a GenBank genome assembly. NCBI's taxonomy places the organism in Eukaryota, Viridiplantae, Streptophyta, Magnoliopsida, Fabales, Fabaceae.